UCUCAGCCGCACUCUCAUGAUCUUGAGAAGUAAAUGAUUUGUGAAAUUUUAUCCACCCAACCUAUAAAGAAAUACAGAAAUGCUAGGUUUUUAUUUUACCAAUAAAGUAUUAAUAGAUAAAAAAACAUAGACAUGUGGGUAACAGAGGUUCCGGAGAGUUCCAUUCUACGUAUGCUGUAGAAAGAAUGAAAUAAAAACCCCUUCUUUUAUCAUCACUGAGUUUCUACCCUAUCAAACCCUAGUCUUCCCCUUGUUUGCGCUUCUUAUAAACGUGCUUUAGAAUCCAUUAGUGUUACUUAUAGUACCUUAGGAACCUGUUUGUUUUAUUGAGUUUCAAGUUCCUUGUUUUGUCGGUUUUUGUAAACUUGAGAAGAAAGUAAGGUAUGGCUUCGAACAAUAUCGAGAAAGGCAACGAUAAUUUGUAUUCUCUUCUGGGUCUGAAGAAAGAAUGUACGACCACGGAGCUCCGUACUGCUUAUAAGAAGCUAGCUCUUAGAUGGCAUCCAGAUCGUUGUUCAUCAACGGGGAACUUGGAGUUUAUAGAUGAAUCAAAGAAGAAGUUUCAGGGCAUCCAAGAGGCCUACGCUGUUCUGUCUGACUCCAACAAGAGGUUCCUCUAUGACGUUGGAGCUUAUAAUACUGAUGAUGAUUCUGACCAAAACGGAAUGGGAGAUUUCUUGAGCGAAAUGGCGGUAAUGAUGAAUCAGUCAAAGCCUAGUGAGAAUCAUUCAGGAGACAGUUUCGAACAUUUACAAGAUCUGUUUCAUGAGAUGCUUCAAGGAGAAGCAUUCGCCUCGCCAUCGCCAUCGCCAUCAUCUUGCUAUGCUUCGACUUUCACUUCCUCCUGUAGCUUUGUCUUUGACUCAAAUACUCAGCAGUCACCGUUUAAGACAACAAGUUCGAUGGGGAUUAAUGAUCCUUUCGCAUUCGACUCCAGACCUCACACCUUCUCUUUAGGGGUGGAACAUCAGCAGGACUUCAAGAAGGGGAAGAACAAUGGUGGGAGAAGAAGCAGACGAAAGAACAAUGCUCAAUCUGCUUCUCACCAAACGUCGUCGUCCAACAAUUAUGGAGUCCCCACUUCAUAGCCUCUCCAGUCCCAUAUUUUUGCUAGCUCACCUCCACAUUUGUCGACUAGUCAGUCACACAUAAGAGGACUGGUUCUUGUCCAACAAAAGCGUUGCCGUUUUGUAAACUACCCACCUCUUUAGUUCUCUCUCUUACAUUGUGAUUGCAUUGUUGUCAACUCAGCAAGAAGAGUCGUUAAGACCAUUGAGAUUAUAGCUGUCAAAUGGUCCGUCCAUGGUCCAAAUGGGCAUGACCAGUUGGACCAUUUCAGUUUUGGGCAAUAAUGGUUGGUUCAUAUUGGACAAUGAUCCAAACAAAUGUCCAAGACCAAAUGACCAAUAGAAACCAUGUCCAAAUGGGCAUGCCCAUGUACACCAAUAAAAUUUAUAAUUAUUUUUUAAUUAUUA
Messenger RNA from Brassica napus (rape), 1475 nucleotides. Its product is annotated as J domain-containing protein APJ1-like. Lineage: Eukaryota; Viridiplantae; Streptophyta; Magnoliopsida; Brassicales; Brassicaceae. The coding region runs from base 384 to 1088 and encodes 234 amino acids. The transcript has 6 exons. The record is from RefSeq and is a predicted model, not a curated record.